Phycomyces blakesleeanus NRRL 1555(-) is the source of this 555-nucleotide messenger RNA. RefSeq lists its product as hypothetical. NCBI's taxonomy places the organism in Eukaryota, Fungi, Mucoromycota, Mucoromycetes, Mucorales, Phycomycetaceae. Gene Ontology annotation, cellular component: mitochondrion. The transcript is spliced from 2 exons. The record is from RefSeq and is a predicted model, not a curated record. Bases 1 to 555 code for a protein of 184 amino acids. Gene Ontology annotation, molecular function: carbon-nitrogen ligase activity, with glutamine as amido-N-donor.
AUGGCCAGCCUUCAAAGAUCCUUGUUCCUAUUGACCAGCCAAUGCAGAUCCAUGCCCAUGCGCAGCCUGGGUCUUGUUAGACACUACACAAGUGAAGCUACUGAAUCCCUUCUCGAUCAACUCAAGCAGGAUCGCAAGACCUUGAUGCGUGAGAAGAAGCAGCCUGACCUCAACGUUGUCAAGAGUGUCUUGAGUGACUACACUUAUUAUAUCAAGUCACCAAACGCUGUCCCCGGUCAGAGCGAGAAUGCUUCCGUUCUGUCGGUCCUCCAGAAGGGCAUCAAGCGUCGCCAAGACUCUGUAGCCCAGUAUGCUGCUGGCGGACGACCUGAGUUGGCCGAGCAAGAACAAGCCGAAUUGGCUGUAUUGCAGCGUUACUUGCCUGCCCAGAUGUCUGCCGAAGAAAUCGAAAGCCAUGUACGUGCCUUGGUGGCUGAAAUCGGUGCAACCACAGCACGCGAUAUGGGCAAGGUUAUGAAGGCAUGGACUAUUGAUGCUUCCAAGGCCGAUAAGAAGACAGUGAGCGAUAUGGUCAAGAAGGUUCUUGGUGCAUAA